AUGGCAGUUUACUCAUGUGAACAAUGCGAAACUAGUUUCCCAAAACUUAACCAGCUUUUACAACACAGAAGAACGACGAACCAUUGGAAGCAUAGGUGCGAAUCGUGUAAGAAGUCUUUCUCAAGAAAACAGAAUUUUGAAAGGCAUCUUCAAAAACACAACAACGAGAACAACCAGCACUGUCCCGAGUGUCUCAAAGUGUUUACGAGAGAGGAUGCAUUAAACGAACAUCUACAUCGAGAACAUGGUUGGCCCAGGGCUAAACGUGCUCUAUAUAACCAGGAGGGAGGUGGGGCAGCAAAACGACAGAAGUUAGCCGAAAAUCCAGCGUCUUUUUACAACAUUGAGAAAGUUGGUGAUCACUUCAUGAAAAGAAGAUUGAAAAGUUCAGAAGUACGGCUACCUACUACAAAGUUGAUAUUAAAGACUUGGAGGUUGAUGGGCUGCCCAAUAUUUUAA
Molecule: messenger RNA, 459 nt
Organism: Mercenaria mercenaria
Lineage: Eukaryota; Metazoa; Mollusca; Bivalvia; Venerida; Veneridae
Product: zinc finger protein 189-like
Exons: 1
Coding region: 1-459 (152 amino acids)
Source: RefSeq, a predicted model, not a curated record